CCUUCUGGGAAUUCGGCUAGAGCCAGCGCCUUUCUUUUGCACACCCAGGCUCUGGCACUGAGCUCCGCUUUCUCCGCACCCACGGCGGCUCGGCUUUCCCGCCCGUGCUUUCCCGGGGCUCCCCCUCCUCGGCCGCCCGGCAGUACGUGCAGGCUGCAGAGCGGGCCGCGGCCCGGGCGGCGAGCGCUAGGACCCAGCAGGACUCCGGGCCCGGGUGGGAGCCGAGCCGCCGACCCCGUGCAGGCGCCGGGCGCUGGAGCCGGGUGUUCCGGCCGCGGUCGGUGCAGCUCGGCUGGGAGACGGCGCGAGCCGGCGGCGGGGUCCCCCGCGAGUCCAGCGCCGCCGCAGCCCCCCAAUGCGGCCGCGAGAAGCAGCUGGGGGGCAGGCGAUCGAAGCAGCCUCUAGAAGUGUUGUCUGGUGAAUAUGAAGGCACCUUUGUCCUUUCUGGAGCGAUGCUGACCUCCGUUUCCUGGACCCAUUCUGACUCAGUCAUGAGAUGGUAACUUUGUCCCAGCACAUAUAUCCACUAUGAUGUGUCACCUCACCAAAGGCCCAAAGCAAGAUGACCACCAAUGGAUAGGAGCCUCCAAAAAAAUAAAAAGAGCCAAAAAAAAAGCAUGUUUUCUCUUUAUAAGGAGCCUUCACGUAAAUGGGUCCAGUCAUGCCUGCCAGUAAGAAGCCCGAGAGCUCAGGAAUCAGUGUGUCCAGUGGACUGAGUCAGCGUUACCGGGGCAGCGGUUUCUCCAAGGCCCUCCAGGAAGAUGAUGAUCUCGACUUCCCUCUGCCUGACAUCAGAUUAGAAGAGGGGACCAUGGAAGAUGAAGAGCUGACCAACCUGAACUGGCUGCAUGAGGGCAAGAACUUGCUGAAGAGCUUUGGGGAGUCGGUCCUUCGGAGUGUCAGUCCUGUGCAGGACCUAGACGAUGACACCCCACCAUCCCCCGCCCACUCGGACAUGCCCUACGAUGCCAGGCAGAACCCCAACUGCAAGCCCCCCUACUCCUUCAGCUGCCUCAUAUUUAUGGCCAUUGAGGACUCUCCAACCAAGCGCCUGCCAGUGAAGGAUAUCUACAACUGGAUCUUAGAACAUUUCCCGUAUUUUGCAAAUGCACCUACUGGGUGGAAAAACUCAGUGAGACAUAAUUUGUCAUUGAAUAAGUGUUUCAAGAAAGUGGACAAAGAGAGGAGUCAGAGUAUUGGGAAAGGGUCAUUGUGGUGCAUAGACCCAGAGUAUAGACAAAAUCUAAUCCAGGCUUUGAAGAAGACACCUCACCACCCACCUCCAACUCCUCAGGCUUAUCAAAGCACAUCAGGUCCACCCAUCUGGCCGGGCAGUACCUUCUUCAAGAGAAAUGGAGCCCUUCUGCAAGAUCCUGACAUUGAUGCUGCCAGUGCCAUGAUGCUUUUGAAUUCUCCCCCUGAGAUACAAGCAGGUUUUUCUCCAGGAGUGAUACAAAAUGGAGCGAGGGUUCUGAGCCGAGGGCUGUUUCCUGGUGUCCGGCCAUUGCCAAUCACUCCCAUCGGGAUGACAGCAGCCAUAAGGAGUAGCAUCACCAGUUGCCGGAUGCGGACUGAGAGCGAGCCACCAUGUGGCUCCCCAGUGGUCAGUGGCGACCCCAAGGAGGACCACAACUACAGUAGUGCCAAGUCCUCCAAUGCCCGGAGCACCUCUCCCACCAGCGACUCCAUCUCUUCCUCCUCCUCCUCCUCAGCCGACGACCACUAUGAGUUUGCCACGAAGGGGAGCCAAGAGGGCAGUGAGGGAAGCUUCCAGAGCCAUGAGAGCCACAGUGAAACAGAGGAGGAUGACCGGAAACCCAGCCAGAAGGAGGGCAAGGAUGCCCUGGGGGACAGCGGAUACGCAUCCCAGCACAAGAAGCGCCAGCACUUCGCCAAGGCCAGGAAGGUCCCUAGCGACACACUGCCCCUCAAAAAGAGACGCACAGAGAAGCCGCCUGAGAGCGAUGAUGAGGAGAUGAAGGAGGCGGCCGGUUCGCUCCUGCACUUGGCAGGGAUUCGGUCCUGUUUGAACAACAUCACCAAUCGGACGGCCAAGGGGCAGAAAGAACAAAAGGAAACCGCAAAAAAUUGAAACAAGUCUCUGAUUUGUUUUGAACUUAUGGCCAUUUGGUUUCAGCAUGUCAGGAGAUUUCUAAUGAUUUGUGGCAAUAUCAGCAAUUUUUUUUCUUUUUCUUUUUUCCUUUUGUUGGUUUGGUUUUCUUUUCUUUCUUUACUUUUUUUUUUUUUUAAUUUGCCCCCCACUCCUUUGUUUUUGGACCCUUAAGAAUUUUCUGUUUAAAGGAGAUUGAAGCCAUAGAAACUCAUAUUGACCCUCAGCCGUUUUACAAAAGCUUUUCUUUAUCUGAAUACAAAAACCGAAAGAAAAAAAAAGCCAAAAUUAACCAUUGCUUCCUGCAGCCUGUCAGAAACCUGUGGCUAACCCCACAGGGCUGUCCACAUUAAUGCCACAGGAGCGUCACGCUCCACCUAAGAGGCACGCAAGCAGACAUCACUGCUCAGCCCAACCCUUAGGUUUAAGAAGUCAGUUGUGUUUGGAGUGAGGCUGGGGAGCAGCUGCAGAGACUAAAGAGCCCGAGUCCCCUAGGAACAGAUUAUCCGCUCGGGGUAGCCCCAUGCUCUGGCCCUGGCAUCCCAGCAUACGGGAAAUGCCGUUGGCAUUGCUGUGUGGCGAGCCCAGGGCCUGGCUGCCAGUCCUCUGUGUUUGUUAAUCUUGAGCCUGGUAACAUCUCCCAAGUUAAAAUUCCAGACUGUUCAGGUAUGUUAGGUGUCAGUGACUGAGGAGGGAAAACAGGGAUCUUUAGAGCCAUUGAUAACCACUGAAUUCUGCUCUAUGUUAAAUUAAAAAGACGUUCCAAAAGCCAUAAGCCUGAAGGUUGGUCCUGUGUGUGUCACAACUCAAGGUGAUGCAGAAAACAGGCUGUGCCCUCUUAACUGCCCAAGGAAAAGCAAUCAUGCCCAAGAAAUGACAGUAGCUGUUAAGAAAGGAAAAAUGGUAUAGAUUUUUUUUCCUCCUAAAUAAUCUCAUCCAAGUUUGGGGGGGGGGUGCGCUACAGAAACUGCCAUUAGUAUUAUGGUGUCUUUCUAUGAGGUUAAAGACACGUUGAUGGACUCAAAAAAAAAAGCAAAAACAUGACAAACAAUACAACUCCUGUACUGUCCUCAAAAAGGGUUUGCAAUUAAUAUCAGUACUCAUUUUUGCAACAAAGAAAAAAAGAAAAGAUCAGUGAUUUUUCACAUUCAGCCAGUGUAGCCAGCAGAAAUUUCUGAUCCACAAAUGCAUGGAUUCCUUUGAAGAAAAAAAAAAAGAAAAAGAAAAAAAAAUCACAAAAACAAACUUUUUUUUAUUCAAAAAUAACAAAGUUCUUGUAAGGUAAAUAAUGUAUUUAGCAUGAAGCAUGGAUUAUUUUCAUAUAAAUAUAGAGAAUAGAGAGAAGACUAUGCCUCUGAUUUUUAAGCCCUUAAGCUUAGAGGCCCUUGUUCUUUUUCUUUCUUUCUUUUUCCUUUUCUUUCCUUUUCUUCUUUUUUGUUGUUGUUGUUAUAAUUUUGUUUGUUUUUUUGUUUUGUUUUGUUUUUUUGUUUUUUUGUUUUUGUUUUUUUUUGAAGCAGGUGUUAAAGGUUUAACCUUCUUCAGGGACAAAAUUCUGACUCUUGGGGAACUUACUCUGCAAUAUAAAUUAUCUUCAUGCUCUGGUAGGGGCUUGGAUGGUUGAGCUCUGUACUGCCUUGUCUGCACUCAGCCCCGACCCCUCUGAUUCUCUACUGAAGAGUGUGUCCUUCCCUAUGUCUGUAUGUGUUUAACAUGACGCAAUAAUUCGAGGGCAAACUUAGUGUGUACGAUAGAAUCAAGAGAGUUACGGGAUGCUUACUUGAGGAAAAUCCUUACCGUGAUCUGGUUCUAGGAAAAAGGCAGUGAAUAAUUAUGCAAAUUCGCCAGAAGAAGGGGAAACAUGCUAAUGGGCCUUACUGGGUGAGGGUAAGAGAUGGGUACAUGGGUAGGAGGAAGUACGCUGUCAAGGGGUUCGAUGGAGCAGCCCCGAGCAUUCUCCUGUGACAGUGUGACUUCACAAGGAGCAGGGGGCUGGCCAUCUCUGCCACCUCGGCACAGUAACCAUCUUGGGACUAAGACCACCUAGCUAGUGAGAGCUGAAUAACAACCAGACCAUGUCACACAAGCCAGAAACUCCAGUUACCUUUGCCAAAAAAAAAAAAAAAAAUUGAGGUCUAAAGAGAAAUCCCUAAAACAAUAUGGCCUCCCAUCCAAAUGGAGGGAACUUUUAAAAACAAAAACACUACAGUGGCUCAGGGUCAGAUGUCUGGAAGAGAGAGGAAACUAAAGUGACCUUGAACUCUUGAAACAAGGCAGUGGUGGGCCUUUAAAACUAUUUCCACCUGUCAGUACCAGGCACCAUGGCAACCACGAGGUACCAUGGCAACCACCGCAGCCUGGAAGCACAGGAGCCUGGGAGGUUAUCUGGUGCAUUUCCCCCUACCCAACCUGAGGGCAGCUUUUGGGUGGGAGGGGGUCUCCCACUUUAGGGCAGGCUAGAUUUACCCCCACGUGGCCUGCAGCCUGGGCUCUCUCAGUAUGGAGGUUCAGGGUUAGAUGAGAGCACAGGUAUGUUCUCCACAAACCUCUGACACCCUACAAGCCAUCCACAGCUCUGGAACCCUGAGCCACGCUUUGGUUUCUGCUGUCACCUUACCAAGUCCAAAAGUCCCCACCCCCACCCCCAACCCCAAGAUGUUCAAAUUCAGACCUGAAGGUAACGGUAAGCAGUCGGCACCGUUUCUGGCAGGGGACUUCUUCCGGUGAAAACCCCACACGGGCUGUCUCCCCUCGGUUCAUUUUUUCUGAAGGGGCAGAGGCCUCUCAGAGAUGGCAAGAUGCAGUGUGUGUGUGAUGUACUUUUCUGAUCUCACUGAGAUCUGGAAAACUAUCUUAUACAAGUGUGUUCUGAACCCCAGAACCACUCCGUUUGCAUAAAUACCUCAUCGGGCAGCUUUCUAAGUGUUAUUUUCCUGAGCCUCCCUUGGCACCUUUGUUGGAAUUUUCUGGAAGACUUGUUGGGGAAAUUUUAGUAAGGGUACUUUUUUUCUAUUUUCCUUCUGUUUUGGGCGGCAUACACAUUAUGCAUAACCAAAACAAUGGCUCAAUUGUGUUUUACUCUGUAUUUUGACUGUUGAGGCGAAAACAAAGUCAUCAGUGUGUAUGUGGCUGUCUGUAGCAAAGUCUGCCGAAUGAGGCUGUCCGUGUCCUUAACAAGCCAAGGGGCAGGAGGCACCCUCUCUUUCCCCUCCCCCAAGAGCAGUAGAGAAUUUAAGCACAAGCCUAUUUGUGAAAGAAUAUUUUGCUUAAGUGUAAUUCACUUUAGUGUUGGACUUCCUUCCCAAAUGUCAGGUGUUCUUUUAUUUUUCAACCUAGCCUGUGUAUCCAUUAGUCUGACAGAUCACCUGAACAUCCUUAAAGGGAUGUGUUGUUGGUUUUUUUUUUCCUUGCAUUUCUCCUGUGGGGAGAAGUGGCAGUUCAUGUGUCAUUCCAGUAUCUCACGGACUCACAUGGGUUGGGGGGAGGGCAAGUGGGGAACUAUAGCAAUAUUUACAGAUGCUUUGGGGACACAUCAGCACCGUGACUUUACAACUACUGGCUGUCGGCCCUCUGACACACUUAAGAGAAGAGAGAGACUUGCUUUCUCUUCUUAGGUGAUACUCACAUUGACAUUUUGAUCCCGCUCCUGACAGUCUUUCCUUGUUCUCUAGUACUUUUUGGAAAGGGUCUGCACCAUACAUAUUCUUUUCUACUCUCUUACCAAGCUCCUACUUCGCUCUGCAUCUCCAGUCAAUAUGUUUUUCAAGAGUUCUUUUAGUAAAGCUGGCUCUCUGAAACUAAAGUGGAUUGUGGUGUAAGGAAGCCGUGGUGGGGAUGACCAAGGCAGGUCUCCAUCGUGGGGCUGAGCCUUGUAAGGAGAAAUGGGUUGGUGCCCUUUUCCUUAGAGUCAUUAGCGCGGCUAGUGCCUCCUGUUCACAGCAGUCCCUACCACGGAGCUUUCUUGAAGGACUAUUGCAUUCUGUGACGCCCGGCAAGAGGCGGGGUCAUUUCAGUGCCUAGAGUCCCAACACAGCAGGCCCAUGUGCAAUGUCCCAAGGCACCAAUUUGGGGUUUUUUUUUGUUUUUGUUUUUGAUGCCACUCCAACCUCUGGACUCUCCCUUGGGGGGUGGAGGAGUCUAUGACAUGAUGCCAGAGCCAGAGUUAGGGACAAGUGAUCGGAAUGGGAAGUUUUCCCUUAUAUGGGAUUAGACUAAAUUCAGUGUGGUUUCUCUUUCCCCUUUCAAACUUUAUUCAGGUUGGGACUCAUUUCUUUCUGGUGGAUCACAGCUGCCCAGAUGUGUAGAUUGAUUUCUAUGUUCUAUAGAGAAGUCCUUUUCUCUCAUCUUCAACAGGGUUUUUAUUUUAUUUUAUUUUUGCCACCAAGAGAAAACAUUGGAACAUGUGUCCCUUCUUGAUCGUGACUUUCCAGUGUUGACAGUUCAGUUCUUUGUGUUGUAGGUCCCAGCCCACCAGUACUAUAUCAAACACUGUUAGUCACAUGAUGCAGCACUGUGAUCUAAUUUAAAUAAUACUUUUUUAUUAUUUAUACUACUAUAUAUAAUAUACAUCAACACUUUUGCUAUAUAACCUAAGUCAUAAGCCCUUUUUUUGGUUACCUGUCAGACUCUAGACUUUGGUUUCUAUUGCAGUUAACACAGUUACAGAAUUGUAAUGGUGUCUUGUUUUUUUGUUUUGUUUUGUUUUGUUUUUUCUUUGUAACGGAAUGUGUAAAUCAAAGUAUAUACAUUGUGUGGUGUUCCUGUUUCUUGGGAUGUCAUGAGGAGUUACACACAGCAUUCAGUGUUCUGUAUAGACCUGCCCACCUUUGUGAAUUCAUCUGUAAACUCCUCCUCCUUUGAGAGCUUGCCAGCCAUGGUGGCUAACUCCCAGUGUCCUCUCUCCUGCUGGCUAGUCUUGAAUUAAGCACAGACUCAUCCACUCGGUUGCUUUAUCAUGAAUAAUGGGUGUGACUUGGUCACUCUUCUACCCUUCAGCAAACAAGUGCUAGCUUCACUGACCAAAAAUUAAGGAAGGAAAACACCAUUUUUAAAACGAUCCACCUUUUCAUGGCCGAGACGGAUGUUAGUCUACGGUGCUGCUGCCUCGUGCUGUCGAGCCUCUGGAACGAGCCCGCUGUGGAAUGACCAUUUCUGACUUGCUGUGGGAUGCUCACAAGUACCCUUGCUGUCUCGUUAGUAUUGGAAUCAAGACUAUUUGGAAUCUAUACAGCAGUGUUCCUCCACUGUGUUUCAUUUGCAAAAGUAGAGAACAUGCCUUCUCCGCUCUUUUGCAAAUAAUUGAUACUCCAUAUUGGAUUCUCAAAAGACUUCGAUAUGGUGAUCCUGUCAAACCUAGAAAUUGUAUUAUCUUUUCAUACCUGACUUCCCCAUUUCUCCUGUUUUAGAGGAAAGAGCACACUUUCAGUUACAGACACAGUCACCAUUUCUAGAGUAUGUGUGUUGAAGCCAUCCAAGGUCAAAGCUGGCUCAGACAGACCCACUCCAUCGUUCUCACUGCCUGUCCUGCCAUGGUGAACAUGGGGGAGAAGAAGAAUCUGUGUGUGUCUGGGAAACAGCUACAUAGACUUUUUUCUUUUUCUUUCUUUCUUUUUUUUUACUACUCUGAUUCUGUAACACUUCUGAGUUUUGUUCUAAUUUUACAGAAAACAAACAAGACCACAAUGAUGAAGCAGAAGACCACGAAGUUUGUAGCUGAAUCAGGGUCACCUGACCUUUCCUGGCCAACAGGUCUACAUGGCCAAAUUAAUUUACAAGAGUAAUAAUUUCUUCAGAAGCCAAUUUUUUUUCCCUGUAUUUCUGUACAAAACUGCCAAUAUCAUGACCAGAAGGGGAGAACCAUACAGGAGAGAGGGAAUGAUGCUCGGUGGUGUUUGCAUUAGCCUAGAGCAGCGAGCGCCGUGGGGAUGGCUCCGUCAGCCGAGCUCCAGGGACUUGGUGUUGCUUGGGAGGGAUCCAUACAGCAUUUUGCGUUCUUCAUGUGUAAUCAUAUUGCCAAAGACAAACUACUUCAUCAUUUAUUGUAAAUAACACUUCCCCAGACCUACCAUAACGUUUCUGUGAUGUAUUGUCUUCCAGUUGCAAUAAAAAUGACUGAGUUGCAUCAAUUGAA
Mastomys coucha (southern multimammate mouse) is the source of this 8237-nucleotide messenger RNA. RefSeq names its product forkhead box N3 (gene Foxn3). The record is from RefSeq and is a predicted model, not a curated record. The coding region runs from base 650 to 2092 and encodes 480 amino acids. The transcript has 9 exons. Gene Ontology annotation, biological process: regulation of DNA-templated transcription. NCBI's taxonomy places the organism in Eukaryota, Metazoa, Chordata, Mammalia, Rodentia, Muridae. Gene Ontology annotation, molecular function: DNA-binding transcription factor activity; cis-regulatory region sequence-specific DNA binding. Gene Ontology annotation, cellular component: nucleus.